This is a messenger RNA of Silurus meridionalis, 1083 nucleotides long. RefSeq names its product coiled-coil domain containing 172 (gene ccdc172). NCBI's taxonomy places the organism in Eukaryota, Metazoa, Chordata, Actinopteri, Siluriformes, Siluridae. Bases 124 to 909 code for a protein of 261 amino acids. The record is from RefSeq and is a predicted model, not a curated record. Gene Ontology annotation, cellular component: cytoplasm. The transcript has 8 exons.
GGGCGUGGCAGCGCGUGCGAAUUUUAUGAACCGUAAUCGAGCUCUGGUUAUACCGUUCAGCAGCUCUGCUCCUUUAAAAAAAACAUUACAUUCUUUAAAAAAAAAGUUAAAAUAAAGUUAAAAAUGAGUUUAGACGCUCAAGCAGUAAACCUGGAUGUUCUUUAUCAGCACAUUUUGCUAACUGAGCAACAAGCGUCCGAGAACACUCGGCGACUUCACGAAGUAAAAUCGGCCAUCACUAAAACUGAGGAGAAAAUCAAGUCCUUUACCGAAAAGCUGGAACAUGAUCAUAUCGAGCUGGAUGAGAAGGCUCAGCUCGAGGCUGAAAUGAUGCUACAGCUGAAUGUGAUCAAGAGAAAACAACAAGAAAUUCAGAAGAAGAAAGAAGAGUUGCUCGAGCAACAGAAUGGGCUCCGACAGGAGAUGGCACGAGUUAUCAGAGAGGCAGCAGAGGAGAAAGAGAAGUUCAUGAAAGCGAUCAGAGCCUUCAACAGCGAAUUUAACCUGCUGAGAAAGAUGGACAUCAUGUUCUGCAGUCAGACCAAAUCUGAAAUAGAAAGACUCGAAUCAGAAGCCGAGGCACUAACGAAAGCGAUGGAGACGAUGAAGCAAGAAAACAGCCAGCUGAUCUCUUUGCGAACAGAGCGAGAAUCUUUAAAGGCAGAGCUGCAAGAGCUGAACUCCCAUCUGGCAGAAUUGGAAAGAGAGCUGGAGGAGGCAGUGGCUCUCACAGAGUCCAUGAAGACUGAAAGAGAAAAGGCUAUUCAGAAACCUCAAACAGAUAGCACCUGUCUCAGACUGAAGAAAGAGCUACAGGCACAUAAGGAGCUGGAGAUGUUGCACGAGGCCCUCAGCACAGAAAUCCAGUACUUGCGUUCGAAGUUAUCACAGGAGCCAAGCGUGUGCUGAAAGUCUCCGAUUACGGACCUGUGGAGAAUCUGUUGUUUUUAACACUGUUUGGUUUGUUAAAGUCUUCACUAAUGAUCUUUAAAACGCUUCAGUGCAGGUCUGUGGAAAGCUGUAUAAGGGUGCCCUCUAGUGGCUAAAGUUGUAACUGAUUAAAAAAAGUUGUGGUGUGUUGGA